CUCGUACCCCGAUGCCGGCACCAACCCUCAUCACUAUUUCCAUAUCUUUCGCCAUCUUCAUAACUUGCUGGUUUUACUCUUAAACGAUGCGAACUGUCCUUAGCCGACUCGCGCUUGCAUCUCGAUCUUUAACGACCUCAGUAUCACCGCUCUCACUAUUCCAACGAAGCAACCCCUCCAUCAUCCGCAAGAUGUCGUCUAUCACUGAACCAGUUCUUAAGCAGCGUGUCAAGCUGUCUCUCAUUCAACUCGCUUCUGGCUCUGACAAGAAGGCCAACCUCGAUAGUGCAGCCUCACACGUAGCCCGAGCAGCUUCUUUGGGAGCAAAGAUUGUUGUUCUGCCAGAAUGCUUCAACUCGCCUUAUGGAACAGAUCACUUCCCUCAAUAUGCAGAGACUCUACAACCUAGUCCGCCGUCUAACGAUGCUGCGCCCUCUUAUCACGCCCUCUCAGCAAUGGCCGCUGAUAACAAAGUCUACCUCGUUGGUGGGUCAAUUCCAGAAUACAGCCCGGAUACGAAGAAGUAUUAUAACACAACUCUCAUCUUUGGGCCCGACGGUGCCUUGUUGGGUACACAUCGUAAGGUGCAUCUUUUUGAUAUCGACAUCCCUGGCAAAAUCACAUUCCGCGAGUCAGAUAUUCUCAGCCCUGGUAACAAGGUGACACUUGUUGAUCUUCCUGAGUACGGCAAGAUUGCUGUUGCUAUCUGCUACGACGUUCGCUUCCCUGAACUAGCCACCAUUGCAGCUCGAAAGGGUGCCUUUGCCCUUAUCUAUCCUGGCGCUUUCAACACCACAACCGGCCCUCUUCACUGGCAAUUGCUCGGUAGAGCUCGAGCUGCCGAUAACCAGCUCUAUGUAGCUCUCUGCAGUCCCGCACGCGCUGAAACGGGCUAUCCUGCUUACGGCCACAGUCUUGUCGCCGACCCAAUGGCGCAGGUUCAGGUUGAAGCAGACGAGAAGGAGACCACUGUCGACUGGGAACUCGACCCUGAGAAGAUUACCGAAGCGAGGAAGAACAUCCCAUUGAACACUCAACGAAGGUUUGAUGUAUACCCUGAUGUAAGCGAGGGAAAGGUUCAGUUUGAGGAGCCUUGAGAGUCUCGAGACUGCUACCCCUUUGAGCGGCAUAUAACAGCUAAGAUCGAAAUGCAUCACGGGACAAUGACGUAGGAUAUAUUGAGCGAGGGACCAAAAUCCUUUAUUUCAUGACUCAAUUUGCAGUAAAACGCCAGAGUCUUUUCCUUUUUGGAACACAUAUAUACCUUUGCGUCCGUGUUAAUCUAUGUGUGACCACCUUGGUCAUUUCUUUUUUAUCUCCGUUGAUCCCUAUCCUGCGUAAACUCAUAAAAGUAGCCAGCCAUCCUACUCAAAGAUCCUCGACAUGGUACACGGCCUUACUCAAGAGCCUUCUGGGCGAACUUGGGAAGGACGAAGCUGGCCUUGUGAAUCUCAGCAGAGUAGUAUCGGCACUUGGCGUCCUCCUCCUCCUUGGUCCAGGAUCGGAGAGGGGUCUUGACAUCGGCCUUGGGGUCCUUGGAGCAGACCAUGAAGCCAAUCUGACCGGAGGGGUAGGUAGGGAUGGUGGUGUAGGCGUACUCGGCGACGGGGAAGAUAGCCUGGCAAUCCUUCUUGAGGCGGGUGAUGAGGGGGAGGUGAAGCCAGGGGCUCUCGGCUGUAAGCAAGUUAACGAGAACAGCAGAACUGAACGGACGAACGCGGCACACGUUAAUCAACAAACGAAAUGCAUGCUAUCGCGGGACUACCGGAAGCAGAGCUGGGAAAGCAGCACUAGCUUCUGGGAGCCCCUAGGAGGGAAGCGGCACCAAAAUGUACCCAUCGAGGGAGAUCCCAGCCACAGCGAUCAACUUUGAUCUGGGAGGGUUCCCCGAUUCUGCCGUUCCUAGGGACGCCAGUUACUCUCCUCAAGAAAAUAGGGAACAUACAACCUUGAGUAGUAAUGACACCGCCCUCGCGGAGAGCGUCGUGGAGGAGCUGGAAGUAGCUCUUCUGGAAGAGAGCCUCGGCGGGACCAUCGGGAUCGGAGGAGUCGGUGAUGAUGACGUCGAACUCGUUCUUGUAGUCGUUGAGGAACUUGAAGCCAUCGCCAAUGUGGGUCUUGGACUUGGGGUGGUCGAAACCGCAGGCCAUGGAGGGGAGGUGCUCCUUGGAGAGGCGGACAACAGCCUCGUCGAUGUCGCAGAGGGUGGCCUCCUCAACACAGUCGUGCUUGACGAUCUCACGGAGAACACCACCGUCACCACCACCAAUGACAAGAACCUUCUUGGGGUUGGGGUGGGAGUUGAGGGCGAGGUGGGCGAUCAUCUCCUGGUAGGAGAACUCGUCACGCUCGGUGCACUGGAUAACGUUGUCGAGGACCAGAACGUUGCCGAAGUCGGUGGACUUGAAGAUGAGGACAUCCUGGUACUUGCUCUUCUCGUGGACGAGGACCUUCUCGACGCGGAGGGUCAUGGCAUGGCCUAUUUGGUAGGGUAAGAAUUGAAAGCCGUUAUCUGAAAGGAUUGUAUGUGCCUACCGGGCCACAUGUCCGAGAUCUCUCGGAACCAGCCAUCUGAAGAGAAUGUUAGCUUUUGCCGACAA
Molecule: messenger RNA, 2600 nt
Organism: Fusarium odoratissimum NRRL 54006
Lineage: Eukaryota; Fungi; Ascomycota; Sordariomycetes; Hypocreales; Nectriaceae
Product: nitrilase
Exons: 2
Coding region: 87-1097 (336 amino acids)
Biological process (GO): oxaloacetate metabolic process; L-glutamine metabolic process
Cellular component (GO): mitochondrion
Molecular function (GO): omega-amidase activity
Source: RefSeq, a predicted model, not a curated record